This is a messenger RNA of Sorghum bicolor (sorghum), 646 nucleotides long. RefSeq lists its product as uncharacterized. The record is from RefSeq and is a predicted model, not a curated record. The transcript is spliced from 2 exons. The coding region runs from base 214 to 411 and encodes 65 amino acids. Lineage: Eukaryota; Viridiplantae; Streptophyta; Magnoliopsida; Poales; Poaceae.
GGGGGGGGGGGGCAAGGAACGGCCCAUGUCGCAGAAGGCCCGUGCGGGUGCGCUUGCUCCACGCCUCCACCUCGGCCGCCAUUCUCCCUCCUCGCGUGCUCUCUCUCACGUCGGCUACCGCCGCCGCCCUCCGCCAGCUUCCCAGCAUCCCAGGUCUUCGUCAGGCCCUUCUCCGGCGAGAGCACUCAGAUCGUGAACCUCUACAGCCUAAAGAUGGCGGGAUUCAGAAGCCUUGCACCCAAGACCAGGAACCUGGUGGUGGCUGGGGGACUGUCUGCCUUCGUGCUCGGGGUCUACUACUACACCAUGAGAGCAGUGGGAGGCACGGACGAGCUGCAGGUGGCGAUUGACAAGUUUGAGGAGAUGAAGAAGAAGGACGCUGCCAGAAACUCCAACCCAGGAGGAUCAUAAACACGCCCUUCCCUUCUCUGUACUAAACUUGGAUCUGCAGGCUGACAUGAAUGAUGCGAUAGUCAAGUCGCUCAAUAGACCAAAACCAUGCAUGCUUCUGCUACUGUGUAAUAAGUAAUGGGUGGUGCUCGUUAUCAGAAGAUAGAGCUUGACAGCUUGUGCUUUGAGGAGAGAUGUACACUCGAAUGUUUUGAUCCUAAUAUAAAGUGGCCGCAAUGUCUGAAUUUUCCUGAUA